AGGUCGCGGUCGUCUUUGUUUGUUUUUAGAUUAGAUCGACGGAGAGGCGAUGCCGACAUCGUUUGCGACGAUGGAAUCCCCCGCCUUUGCUCCUACUUUCCCAGGAGGAUCCUCGGCCGGCGGUGGCGGCGGCUCCAGUGGGGCGGCGAUGGUGAGGAAGAGGACGCCGGGGAGAUGGAAGAGGAUCCCGCGCGUCCUGACACCGGACAUGCAGGCCAGACUUGUGCUGGGGGGCAUGGAUUUCGAGAAGAGGAGCCGGUGGUUCCUGGACAAGGCCGACGAGCUUGAGGCGAUGGACCCCAACGGGUGCGACUCGGAGGAAGCCAAGAUCGGCUUCCUGGCCUUCCAAGCCGAGGUAGCAGCCUCCUACCGCAGAAUCGCCAGAACCAGGCCGCAGGAUAUCGUCCUCCGCCCCAUCCAGCUAAGCGACACCAAGGAAGAGAUGCUGACUGCUGAGGAGAUGGAAGCACGUUUUGCUGAGCGCAAGGGCUCUCCUCAUCUAGCACAACUAGAACACUUCGCUAAACUUGCCUUGGCGCAUUACAAUGCCAAAAAGGCAGAGCACAACAAGUAUGAUCUAGCUCAAGCCUUGACGUCCAACUGCUUCUCCGAGGCUUGUGGGACGACAUAUGCUCAUGUCAACUUCACAGCCACUCCCCAGAACAAUCAGAGUGAUCAACCGAUGAAGAGACUCUUCUUCGCCGAGCUUAUGCUAAUUCCAGAACUCCAGUUAUGUGAGGAUGCCGAGCCUAUGCGUGUGCUGCAAGUCUCCACUAUUGAUGAUGCUCCUUGUUUUGGUGGGUGCCACGAGAUACGUCGGAAGAUAGAUCACAAGAUGAGGGGGGUAAUGGAUUAUGAGCGCUGCCAUGCAUGUCACAACAUUCUCAAGCAUCCAAAAGGAGACAGUUUCAUCGGAGGACAUGAUAGCACCAAGACGCCUUACUACUCUGCAACUUAAGUCUGAAUUGGUGGAAAAUUAAAAAUUAUUAUCGGCAUGUGUGAUGUGACGAGAUAAGUUAUUGUCAUGUGUGAUGUAAACAUGCUUCCAGUUUAUAGGGUUAUGCCUGAGUAGUUUGGAACCAAUUAUGCUUCAAACGAGUGGGCUCCCGGUAAGUUAUUGUCAUGUGUGCUCUAAACAUGCUUCCAGUUUAGAGGCUAUGAGUGAGUAGUUUGAAACCAAAUAUGUUUCAAACAAGUGCUACUGUAGUUACCAUGGUGAACCUUUGUUAUUGCCAAUUACUGCUGUCUCAAGAAUC
Molecule: messenger RNA, 1256 nt
Organism: Lolium rigidum
Lineage: Eukaryota; Viridiplantae; Streptophyta; Magnoliopsida; Poales; Poaceae
Exons: 5
Coding region: 50-958 (302 amino acids)
Source: RefSeq, a predicted model, not a curated record